Acanthoscelides obtectus is the source of this 7192-nucleotide messenger RNA. Lineage: Eukaryota; Metazoa; Arthropoda; Insecta; Coleoptera; Chrysomelidae. The record is from the annotation of a GenBank genome assembly.
CUAUACUAUCUUGCUGGUCCCUUUAUCUGUGCCCUCAAAAUUCCUUCCAUAUCUCCUAGAAAACUCAAAUGCCCCGAGGUGUAUUCGCCAGCUGCUGUUCCAGUGCCUGUCACUUCGAUGAAUAGGAGUGCCACCGCGGCCCUUGUCGUCGCCGGGUCAGCUUCUUCACGCCCAAGGUCCUCCCUCAAAGACUCAAGAUGAUGCUGGGUAGGAAACAGAGCCUCAAGGGGGAGCCCGUGCUGGCCGAUUAUGGACCGGAAGAGGCUUUUAAUGAGAGCGCUGAUACCGAGUGGGUUAAUAAGAGAUGGGUGAGAAGAUUGAUGAGAACAUGUGCCUUGUUGAGUCUAGCAUCAGUAAGCUGCAACACACCGAAAACUUUCGAGAAAUUCCCAUUCUUGCAACUAACUACUUUCAUAGUAGACAGCAUUGUAACCAUACUUUUUACAGCUGAGAUGAUUGCUAAGAUGCAUAUCCGGGGGAUUUUAAAGGGCGACAGGCCUUAUUUAAAAGACCACUGGUGUCAAUUUGAUGCAAGUAUGGUGUUUUUUCUAUGGGUAUCGGUCAUCUUGCAAGUGUUCGAAAUAUUGAAUGUCGUUCCUCAGUUUAGCUAUCUUUCUAUACUUCGAGCUCCUCGACCAUUGAUAAUGAUCAGGUUCCUCAGGGUUUUCCUGAAAUUCUCUAUGCCGAAAUCAAGAAUCAAUCAAAUAUUCAAGCGAUCGAGUCAGCAAAUAUACAAUGUGACCCUUUUCUUUUUAUUCUUCAUGUCAUUGUACGGACUACUAGGAGUUCAAUUUUUCGGGGAAUUGAAGAACCACUGUGUUACAGUUAACACAUCGUCUCCCAAAGCUGUUACUAUAAAUAAUCUAGCAAUCCCAGAUACGUACUGUUCUUUGGAUCCGUCUUCUGGUUACCAAUGCCCGGAAGGGAUGAAAUGUAUGAAGCUGGAGGGAGUAUCUAGAUAUAUCAUUGGAUUCAACGGGUUUGAUGAAUUUGUAACCAGUUUCUUCACGGUAUAUCAAGCAGCAUCCCAGGAAGGAUGGGUUUUUAUCAUGUACCGAGCCAUCGAUUCUUUACCAGGCUGGAGAGCAGUGUUGUAUUUCAGCACGAUGAUAUUUUUUCUCGCCUGGUUAGUGAAGAACGUUUUCAUAGCUGUCAUCACUGAAACGUUCAAUGAGAUUAGGGUUCAAUUCCAACAAAUGUGGGGUGUGCGUGGACAUAUACAGAACAGCUCAGCAUCACAGAUCUUAGUUGGUGAUGGCAAAGGCUGGAAGCUCGUAACAGUCGACGACAACAAGCAUGGCGGACUGGCACCCGAAUUCUGUCACAAAAUUCUGCGUUCUCCACACUUUCGACUGCUUGUCAUGUGCGUGAUUCUGGCAAAUGCAAUAGUCACGGCAACCAUGCGAUUUCGCCAUGAUAAUAGACCUAGACACGUAUUUUACGAAAGGUACUAUUACAUAGAGCUAGGUUUCACGGCAUUGUUGAAUCUGGAGACCAUUUUCAAAAUAUGGUGUCUGGGAUGGAGAGGAUACUGGAAACACUCGAUACACAAGUUUGAGCUACUUUUGGCAGUAGGAACCACUAUACAUAUCAUACCUGGAUUCUACAUGACUGGAUUCACCUAUUUUCAGGUUCUAAGAGUGGUCAGACUGAUAAAAGCUUCUCCACUGUUAGAAGACUUUGUUUACAAGAUCUUCGGCCCAGGCAAGAAAUUGGGCAGCCUGAUCAUCUUCACCAUGUGCUUGCUGAUCAUUUCGUCAAGCAUCUCCAUGCAGCUGUUCUGCUUCCUGGACUUCACCAAGUUCGAGACGUUCGCCGAGGCAUUCAUGUCCAUGUUCCAGAUUUUGACGCAGGAGGCAUGGGUUGAGGUCAUGGAUGAAACGAUGCUCAGAACCAGAUCGAUGCUCGCACCACUUGUUGCUGUUUAUUUUAUCUUGUACCAUCUGUUCGUCACUUUGAUCGUGUUGAGCUUAUUCGUAGCUGUCAUCCUGGAUAACUUGGAAUUGGACGAAGACAUAAAGAAACUGAAGCAGCUGAAGUAUCGAGAACAAAGUGCUGAGAUUAAAGAAACGCUACCGUUUCGUUUAAGAAUAUUCGAGAAGUUUCCUGACAGCCCUUUAAUGGUCAGCUUACACAAAGUUCCAUCUGAUUUUACUCUACCAAAGGUUAGAGAAAGCUUCAUGAGACAGUUUGUGUAUGAAAAUGAAGAAGAGGAUACUGCCGAAAUCAGCAUAAAGAAAGCUAACGAAGACGUAUUUGAUACCAAAGUUAUAUACAGGAAGCAGAAACCUCUGAAGGUGUUGAACGAACUGCCUAAAGUUAGGGUUGCGACUACGAAAUUGAAGAAAACGGCUGUUUCUCAAAUAAUCAAUGACUCCAACAAUCAAAGACUGCUGCUGGGCGACUCGUCCAUGAUCCCAGUACCUGGAAGCAAAGGACCCUUGAAACCGCAAGGCACCGUCAACAGUAUGAAACAGUUACGUAUUGAGCAUACGAAGUUUGGAUCUAGGUCAAUAAGAAGAAGUGUACGAAGUGGAUCCAUCAAAUUAAAGCAAACUUAUGAACAUCUGAUGGAAAAUGGAGACAUAGGUGUGAACAGAGUAACUUCUAACAGAGCCCGGCCUCAUGAUUUGGAUAUUAAGCUUCUGCAAGCCAAGAGACAACAGGCCGAAAUGAGAAGAAACCAACGCGAGGAGGAUCUGCGAGAGAAUCACCCAUUUUUUGACACGCCUCUGUUUGCUGUCCCAAGAGAAAGCAGAUUUCGCAAACUGUGUCAAAUGAUAGUUUACGCUCGGUAUGAUGCAAGGCUUAAAGAUCCGCUGACUGGGAAGGAACGUAAAGUCAAGUACAAAACCCUACACAAUUUCCUUGGCUUAGUGACGUAUCUUGACUGGGUAAUGAUAACGAUGACAACACUAUCAUGUCUCUCGAUGAUGUUCGAAACACCUUACUAUCGGGUCAUGGAAAACGUUAGCCUGCAAAUCGCCGAAUACGGAUUUGUUAUCUUCAUGAGCAUCGAGUUAGCUUUGAAAAUUUUGGCUGAUGGACUUUUCUUCACCCCGAAAGCUUACGUCAAAGACGUUGCUGCUGUGCUUGAUGUUUUUAUAUACCUCGUCAGCUUAACAUUUCUUUGUUGGAUGCCUAAAAGCGUCCCACCGAAUUCCGGAGCACAACUUUUGAUGAUUUUGAGAUGUUUGAGACCGCUGAGAAUUUUUACGCUGGUACCGCAUAUGAGCAAAGUUGUAUAUGAACUGUGCAGAGGAUUUAAGGAAAUCCUUUUGGUAUCUACACUUCUGAUACUACUGAUGUUUAUUUUUGCCAGUUACGGUGUACAACUGUAUGGAGGUAGACUUGCCAGAUGUAAUGAUCCUAAUAUUACAAGGCGAGAAGACUGCACGGGAAUUUUUCUGAGGCGAGUAUUUGUCACAAAAAUGAAAGUACAACCAGGAGAGAACGAGACUUACCCAGCUAUGCUAGUACCGAGAGUAUGGGCGAACCCAAGAAGAUUCAAUUUCGAUAAUAUCGGCGAUGCAAUGUUGACCCUUUUCGAAGUUUUGUCUUUCAAGGGAUGGCUGGAUGUAAGAGAUGUUCUUAUAAAAAACCUAGGGCUUGUCCAUGCAGUUUACAUACAUGUAUAUAUUUUUCUUGGCUGUAUGAUAGGUCUCACACUAUUUGUUGGUGUCGUCAUUGCCAACUAUUCCGAGAACAAGGGUACUGCUUUGCUGACUGUGGAUCAAAGAAGAUGGUGUGAUCUCAAAAAGAGAUUGAAAAUAGCUCAACCGUUACAUUUGCCUCCUAGACCAGAUGGCAAAAAAUUUAGAGCUUUCAUUUAUGAUAUAACUCAAAAUAUCAAGUUCAAAAGAUUUAUUGCUGUCAUGGUAUUGAUCAAUAGUGCACUUCUGGGUGUAGGGUGGAAUAAAGAUGAACCUUACACAGAAAUCCUAGCGACGGUUGACAUUAUCUGUACCUGUUUAUUUGUGGUGGAAGUCGUGAUGAAGAAUAUAGCCUUUACUCCCAGAGGCUACCUACAAUCUAGAAGAAACAGAUACGAUCUUUUUGUAACUGUGAUGGGCGUCAUUUGGAUGUUCUUCCAUAUCAUGUUUAAGAAUGAUCUAACCUACUUCAUAGGAUUCAUGGUGGUUAUUCUGAGAUUCUUCACAAUAACAGGAAAACACGCAACAUUGAAGAUGUUAAUGUUGACUGUUGGAGUGUCAGUAUGCAAAAGCUUCUUCAUCAUUUUUGGCAUGUUCUUGUUAGUAUUCUUCUACGCUCUCGCUGGUACCAUAAUAUUUGGCACUGUCAAAUAUGGAGAAGGGAUUGGAAGACGCGCUAACUUCGAGUCUCCAGUGACAGGCGUAGCUAUGCUUUUCCGUAUCGUAACGGGUGAGGAUUGGAACAAAAUAAUGCACGAUUGCAUGAUUCAACCACCGUAUUGCACGCCAGCUGCAAACUAUUGGCAAACAGAUUGUGGAAACUUCACAGGUUCCCUAAUUUAUUUCUGCACUUUUUAUGUAAUCAUCACUUACAUUGUACUGAACCUGUUGGUGGCUAUUAUCAUGGAGAAUUUCUCGUUAUUCUAUUCAAACGAAGAAGAUGCCUUACUUUCCUAUGCAGAUAUUCGGAAUUUUCAAAAUACUUGGAAUGUUGUCGAUAUACAUCAGAGGGGAGUUAUUCCUGUCAGAAGGGUCAAGUUCAUCUUGAGACUGUUAAAGGGUAGAUUAGAGGUAGAUCCUCAAAAAGACAGACUCCUGUUCAAACAUAUGUGUUACGAGCUUGAAAGACUCCACAAUGGUGAAGAUGUUACCUUCCACGAUGUCUUGAACAUGCUGUCAUACAGAUCUGUAGACAUUCGUAAGGCUUUGCAGUUGGAAGAGCUGUUAGCGAGGGAGGAAUUUGAGUAUAUUAUUGAAGAAGAGGUGGCCAAGCAAACGAUCAGAACAUGGCUGGAGGGUUGCUUAAAGAAAAUCAGAUCUACCAGUAAGCAGCAAAACAGCCUGAUAGCUGGACUUCGAGCGACGAAUGAAGCACUAAUAAUAACUCCAAAAGAAGAAGAAAAGGAGACAAUAAAGAAUGUCACAAUAGAUACUGGAAAUGAGAAAGUUGAUAAGGAUAAUGAGCCCAAAAAGCCAAAGGCACCUCUGCCAAGAUCCGAAAGCACUGGUAGUUCUGCUGGUCGGAAAUAUUUAACCUCAACCCUAUCCGAUCCAUCAACCGUCAAACCCGAGAAAGAACGUCCGCCAGCAGCAUGUGCAACCACAGCACCAAUGAAAAAGAAAAACACCAAUCGGCCCGCUGCCAUGACAUUAAUCAACGUGGCUGUGAACAAACCGGCCAAUCACAACGAGAACUCAGCGCCGUUGGGCGGUGUUGCUGCGGAGAAGUCUCCGCCAGCGAUGGGUAUGGGCGGUGCUUAUAGUGCCAAGCAGGCCACUCCCAAGGCGACGAUGCAUGAAAUUAGGGACUGGUGGAACGAGCAGUUGGCUAAUGCGUCGUCUAGUGACGAAGAGUGAGGGAUAUGAACUAGGAAUGGCAAUAGCUGGUGUCCUUUGAGAUAAGAUAUAUCGAUCGAUCAGCUGCCGCAAAGAAAAAUAUCGAUGACAGCUAGACACAAUACCUACAGGAUUUCCUACUACAGUAAACUUCGCUGCAACUAAGUGGCCUCCCUCAAGAAGUAGUUGUUGCGCUUAACAAAGAACGAUCUAACUACGUCAGUAACAAAAUGUCAUUGUCAACAACUGAUAAGGAGGAUUCGUCGUUCGAUUAUACAACUGUAAAAAUUUAGGAUUGUCAAUUCCAUAGACGUCCUUCGGAAUUUCAUGUACUGAACAUCUUUAUAUAUUUGGAAAUUGAGAAAGAAGUCGACGUAUUAGAUAGAUAUUGUUACACUUAGUAUACGUUUCUGUAUACAUAUGUAUAUGUAAAUGUGUUUUUCAUGUUUAGAUAUUAUUGUUCGGAGAUAACCGUCCACGUUGUAAGAUCAAUCACAAAUACGACAUAAGUACACGUUAAAGAACGCCAUUUUUAACGUUUAAGUCAAUGGUCCCGUUCAUCACAACGUAAUACUACUGUAGCGAUAUUAUUUUCUGCUAAACGCACAUGAUUACUUUGAGCGCUACCCGAGCUGUCCCCAUUUUCUCCAUCAUGGCCAAAAUAUGCUCCGUUCUUGAUCAAGUGGUAUAUUAAAUACGUUUUGUUUGGUUCAUUGUUUCCUUCGUCUGGGUUCGAAACAGUGUAGAUGUCUUGUUAAAAUAAAGCUGAUAUACAAAAGUUUGAGAGAAAACUUCAAAAUUGGUGAACAAAAAGGGAAAAUGGAGGGAAAGACCGAAACUAUUACAUACGAGUAUAAAACGUCUAUUCAGUCAAUGAAUCACCAUACAUUUACUUCAUGCUGCAAAAUGGUAAAAUUACAUUUAGGUAUCUAGCUGUAACUUAAGUACUAUGUUAUUUUAGAUCCGAAAGUUGAUAACUGACGAGCAGUGACAUGUAUCAAAAUAUCUUUCGGCUUCUGAAAAGCGCCGAAAGUAGCGCCACGCUGUGAUGAACGAGACCAGUGAUUUAUUAUUUACCAUAAAUGAGGUGCAAAUGACGAACGUGGUUAAUUUUUAGGGCCGUAUCGUCAAUUGUUCCUACAAUUGUAGGACGCCUUUAUGACCUUCUUGAUUUCCAUAGUCUUUUCUCUCCUUGGGAAAGGCUGGGGAAUUUCUAUAUUUCUACUGGUCCGUGUCAGCGUCAGCGCUCUCAUAUUGUGAGGCUACGUUUUCUUUUUGAAUUGUAGAAAAUUUCAGGCUGAUAUAACAGAUGAUAUAAAUCAAAAGCAAUUUGAUGCAAAAAGAUGUUUGUCACAUAACCUCAAAAUAGAGCGUUGACACGGAACAGUACAAAACUAUGAAAAUCAAGGAGGCCACAAAAGCGUCCUUCAGUAAUUGUAGGAAGGACUGACGAUAUGACCCUCAGGUACGUUUACGUAUGGGUUGCUUGUGAUUACCAGUGGUCUCUAAUACCACACACUUAAAUGUUAGCGUUAACCUUAAAUGACGUUUUAGUCAUGAUUUAGGUAGGUGUCAAAUGGGUUUAACGUUGACGUUUCUAUAAAACGCUGUAGAAAGACAAUGUUUUGGUGCAAUUAAAGGUAUAAGCAUUGAUCCUACCUGACGAUUGCUAAUACUGAAUUUGCGCUUCUGAAAAAUAAUCC